Messenger RNA from Cygnus atratus (black swan), 2580 nucleotides. RefSeq names its product ADP ribosylation factor like GTPase 16 (gene ARL16). Gene Ontology annotation, molecular function: GTP binding; GTPase activity. The record is from RefSeq and is a predicted model, not a curated record. The transcript has 6 exons. Bases 3 to 551 code for a protein of 182 amino acids. Lineage: Eukaryota; Metazoa; Chordata; Aves; Anseriformes; Anatidae.
CGAUGGCGGCGGCGGGGCGGCGCGGGGGCGGCUGCCUGCUGCUGGGCGCCGCGGGCGUCGGCAAGAGCCUGCUGGGGAAGCGGCUCCGCCAGCUGAGCUCCCGGGACGGGGCCAAGGAGCUGGGCGAGCCCCCGGCCACGCUGCCCACGGUGGGCACCAACCUGACGGAGCUGCCGCUGCCGCCGAAGGUGACGGUGCGGGAGCUGGGCGGCUGCAUGGGCCCCAUCUGGCCCAGCUACUACGGGGAGUGCGGCGCCGUGAUGUUCGUGGUCGACGCCGCCAACCCCACCCAGGUGUCCUCGUCCUGCGUCCAGCUGCUGGCCCUGCUGUCCGCCGAGCAGCUCGCCGCCGUGCCCGUGCUGGUCCUCUUCAACAAGAUUGACCUGCCCUGCUACAUGUCGCUGGUGGAGAUGAAGUCGCUGUUCCGCAUGCAAGACAUCGUCUCCUGCGCUACGCAGCCCAUCACGAUUCUGGAGGCCAGCGCGCGCGACGGCACCGGGCUGGCUGACGUCCUGCAGUGGCUGAAGGACACCUUCAGGGACCCCAGCUGAGCUGCCCUGCCCUGCCCCGCGCGGGGCUUAGGCAGUGCCCCGGGCUGGUGGCAGGGGGCAGCUCUUUAGGACUUCACAGUAAAACUGUGAAACUUCCACCUCCUUGUCCGGAGUUCCCUGUGCUGGGUGGAAAGCCUGGCCUCUCAGGGAGGGGGUGAGCAGGAGUCUCAGGCCGUGCUCCUGCAGCAAGCCGUCCUUAGCCACGUCUGCAGCAGAGCUCUGCCUCUGAGCUCUCCUGCCUGGAGCCCUGCGGCACUUCUGCGGGGCUGCCUCGAGGCCUGCUCUUCUUUCGGACGCCAGGGCAAGCUGCCCCUUCCUCCUGCCUGCUCCAGGCUUUGAGCCCCUGUGAGCAAAGCCCGGCCGAGGGCGUGCUGCGUGCGCAGGCCCUGCUGGCCGCUUGUGUCACGAAGAUGCAGCUCCUGUGCCCGAGAGCCGAACAGUCUGGAUCUACACAAAGAUUAAAAGCAGAGCCCUGUGCUGCUGAGUCUAGCAAGGAACAAACGGAUUCCCCAUCACUGCGCAGUUUGCAGACAUGGAGCUGGGCUGCCUCGUGCCAUUCAGAGGCUGCACUUUUGCCUCUUCUGUGCCCUGUCCAGACGCUGCUGCUGUGAGCAUGUAGCCUGGUUUUGGAAGCAACAUAAAGGCAGGGUGAGAAGGCUUUCCUGCCCUGCUGCUGGGGCUGUGCUGGUGCCUUCUGCAAGAGCAGCUGUAGUGCUUCGGUCAGUGGGGCUGGGAGCCUGGGCUGGGGCUGCAUGCGUGCAGCGCUCCUGACUGCUGUGGCCCCGCGUGCCUUGCACCAGACAGAGCGCAGCAAGGUGUCCCGGGGAAGCCUGUGCAAAGGUGGGGGUCUGCGGGAGUUCAUGGGUGGGGGCAGGCGGAGCUGCAAGGGUGCUGCAGUCAGGGGUGUCUUAUGAGCUGCAGCAAGCACCGGCCUGUGGCUACCUCUCCAGCACUCACCUGGGUUCAGAAGAAUUGAAGAGGAAGGUAAGAAGAAAAAUUAUUUUCCUGAAGCAACUGGUAAAGGUGAUUUCUAAAACUGUUUUCUAUGAUGUCUGUAAAUUCUUGUUCAAUGGCCUGGUAGGUGUUUGGCUGGGGGGGAGUGUGUGUCGAGACAACCUUCUCCUGCAGCCCUGGGAUGCCCUGCAGCAGUUUGCUCAGGCUCUCGUUCUCGGCACAGUUACCGUAUAGCCACUGGGAAUUUUCCCCGGUGCUGUCUGCAGGUGGCUGGAAGUCGACGUGGAACAUCUCCCUGCAUUUCAUGCAGGGCUGCUUUUCCAUGAAGGCUCCGUGACUGUAGUAGAAGGCCCGGCACUGUACCCCAUCAGGGAAGACGAUGGCCAGAUUGUGCUCCCCGUGGUGCACCGCGAAUGCCACCGCCUUGUGCCACGUCUUUAUGCACAGGACGUCAAUCAUGAUCUUCCUCUCCAGCAGCCCGCUGCAGGACAGGGAUGCUCCAUAAAAGAGAGGAGGGGCUGCUCCAUCCUCGGGGUCUCUGUAGAUGCUGAAGGCAACAAUUGCAGCUCUGAAGGUGAACUCACUGGGCUUCAUGUUGGCUUCUCGCUCCAAUUCUUCUUGCAGAGUGUUGUUAAAGUCACGCAAGAAAGACUCCAUUUGCUCUUGGGUGCUGCAGCCUGCUACUUCAGAGCCCUGGGAAUAGACACAGCUCUUGGUACAGACCCCUCCCUGUCUCUUUCAUUCCCCAGGAAAUGAUACUCUGCAAGAGAAGGGGAUGAGCGUGCGGUUGAAAGACAAACUCAGAAAUUGUCCUCCGUUCCCCUGAGUCCGUUCAGCAGCAGCUGGUCAGUACAGCUCGUGGUGACUUGGAAAGCCUGAGAGAGAAACUUCUACAAGAAGGGUUCUGACUUAACAAAAUGGGGGACGUUUAGAGAAACAGUAAGGAUGUUGGGUUGGCUUUGGGCGUGAGAGCACGUCUGCUUGUCUGUUGAAGUGCUGUCUAGUGGCAGCCUGCCUUUGGAGCAGGAUUGGUACCACUGGAAAAAGAGAUUGUCGUAAAGGCUAAAUGCUGGUG